Molecule: messenger RNA, 1038 nt
Organism: Glarea lozoyensis ATCC 20868
Lineage: Eukaryota; Fungi; Ascomycota; Leotiomycetes; Helotiales; Helotiaceae
Product: GroES-like protein
Exons: 4
Coding region: 1-1038 (345 amino acids)
Molecular function (GO): oxidoreductase activity; zinc ion binding
Source: RefSeq, a predicted model, not a curated record
AUGUCAAAAUCCACCAUGAAAGCAGUUGUAUUCAAGGGGAAGCUGAAUGUAAGAAUCGAAGACCGGCCGAUACCCAAGAUAAUCGACGAUACCGAUAUCAUCGUCAAAGGCCACGAGACAACAGGAGAGGUGGUCGAACUUGGAUCCUCUGUAAAAAACCACAAAAAGGGUGACGUAGUGGUAAUGCCUUUCACGGUGUCAUGUGGCGAAUGUUUCUACUGUCAACGCGGAUUCUCCUCUCGUUGCGAAAAAAGUCUGCUUUUCGGUUGCCCGCUUUUGGAUGGUGGUCAGGCCGAAUUCAUGAGAGUUCCUCUGGCGGACGCCACGGCUGUGAAGGCGCCUGAGGGAAUUGAAGAGAAGAAGUUGGUGCUAAUGGCUGAUAUUUUUCCUACCGGAUAUUUUGCAGCGGCGAACGCGUUUAGGGAGUUUGAUGAGGACACAAUCAAACAGAGCGUGGUUGUACUUAUUGGAUGUGGACCGGUUGGGUUGUGUGCCUUGAUCAAUGCUUUGGAGUAUGGGCCCAAGGCCGUAAUCGCUGUUGACCGUGUAGAUAGUCGAUUGGAGUUGGCGAAAAAGUUAGGAGCCGAACCAUUCAAUGACCAAACGAACAAAGAAGGCCUCGAGGCGAGAGUGAAGGAACUUACCGAUGGGAGAGGCGCCGAUACCAUUAUUGAAGGUGUUGGUCAUGCGGAUGCUUUGAAGACUGGCUUUGAUCUCCUCAGGCCAUGGGGUAAUAUCUCAAGUUUCGGUGUCCAUAAUGAGGCUAUCCCUUGGUCGGGAAAUCAAGCAUACGGCAAGAAUCUAAGAAUCCAAAUGGGCCGAUGUCCUGUUCGAAGUACACAUCUGUGCGAUUGCAUUAAGGCUUUGCUAACCAAAGCAGGUAUUUUCCCCGAAGCGUUGGAAAUGCUAAAGAAGAAGCAGCAUCUGCUAGAUUUCAUGACGGAGAAAAUCAUGCCAAUGAGCCAAGCUGUUGAGGGAUAUGAAAUAUUCAAUAGCAUGAAGGUGCAAAAGGUUAUCUUUGAAGCAGAGCAUAAUUGA